AUGGCGACCCUUCAUCUUUCCGUGCCCGUGGCUGCGGCUCUGGCAAGUAGCGGUUUGAGUCGCGGACACCUCAGAAGAAGACAAGUAGUCACCGCUCAAGCCAGCGGAGACAGCACAUUCACGAGUCCCAAGGCGGGGGCUGUAGGGGUGAAGCGGCUGCAGGAGGGAGCUGCACCCGGCACAUACUACGGUCCCAAGAUCGAGAACGGGAAUCCAAUCACCGUGGAGUUCGAUCUUGGAUCUGAAACUAUCACAGUGGAGUCAAGGGAGGGCGAGAACCUUCUGCACCUGGCCGAGAGAUGUGGCGCCAUGAAACCCUCCGAGGAGUUCUGCUUCGAGGGGACGUGCUGCCACUGCGAGAUGGAGGUUGAGGGAGGAGCAAGUGAGGCGGGGUAUCGUGCCAUGGGUGGUUCUGACCUCAUUCGCAGCUGCAUUUGUCCAGUGCCGGGUCGCAACGGCGGAACCCUCAAAGUGCGCAUUCUCAGCGAGGAGGACGCGUGGGGGGAUGGUGUCCUGUAA
Messenger RNA from Closterium sp. NIES-65, 519 nucleotides. NCBI's taxonomy places the organism in Eukaryota, Viridiplantae, Streptophyta, Zygnematophyceae, Desmidiales, Closteriaceae. The record is from the annotation of a GenBank genome assembly.